This is a messenger RNA of Anolis carolinensis (green anole), 3030 nucleotides long. RefSeq names its product early growth response 4 (gene egr4). Bases 16 to 1899 code for a protein of 627 amino acids. The transcript is spliced from 2 exons. Gene Ontology annotation, biological process: regulation of transcription by RNA polymerase II. Gene Ontology annotation, molecular function: DNA-binding transcription factor activity, RNA polymerase II-specific; RNA polymerase II cis-regulatory region sequence-specific DNA binding. Lineage: Eukaryota; Metazoa; Chordata; Lepidosauria; Squamata; Anolidae. The record is from RefSeq and is a predicted model, not a curated record.
AUCCUGAGUCCUUUUAUGGGCAUUUACGUCACGCCGCCGCCUGGCUUGGGAACUCCAGAAAUGGAAAAGCCGGGAGGCAGCGGAAGAUGGGAGGCCCAUAUAAAAAGCCCGGCUGCGGCUCCCGAGCUCUUUGCUUACAAACACAAGGAGGGAGAGGAACAGCGAGAGACAGAGGCCCAGAGGAGACCCCGGCCGCCCAAGGCCUGGCAGCACCUGAGGCCGGCAGCAUCCUCCUCCCUUGCCCCAGGCGUGGCCUUUGGGGACCAGGAAUUAUCCAUCCAUCCAUCCAUCCAUCCAUCCAUCCGAGAACUAUCCCUCCAUCCUUGGCUGCAGAGGGGAUUUUUUCUCCCUCCCUUCUUGCUCUUCUCCUGGGCUUGGGACAUGUUGAACCUCAUGGAUUUCUCCCACCAGCAGGACCCUCUGGGUGCCAAGCGCCGGGCGAGACCCUCGGGAGAGGAGGAGGAGGAGCAGGCCCACAUUCCUGGACAGCAGCAACAACAACAACAACAACAGCACCAGGAGCAGACAACGAGAGAAGGGGUCCAGGAUUACCUGCCAGGUGACUUUAUGGGAGCCCCAAUGAACCCUGAAAUGGCCGAUUACUACUUCCUCUCUGGACAGUCUUCUCCGCCAGUCAGCUACACAGGGAGCUUCUUCAUCAAGACAGAGCAAUGCCAGGACCAAGAGUCCCUCUUCAACUUGAUGUCCGGCAUCCUGGGUCUGUCUCCGUUCUCUGCUUCGGAAGCUCACCGGAGGCAACUGGACGGCGUCUACAGCGUCCCAGAAGCCAUACAGAGCCACUUGGACCUCUACUCCACCUGCCAGCCUGACCUGAACAUCUCGGUACAGCCCUCCUUAGCAGACGAAGGCUAUUCCACCUUCUCCAGCUCCAGCAGCAUCCACCAGCAAGUCCAGACAUCUCCUGACGUACAGGACUCCUCCCAAUGCUUGUUCAAUGAAAAACUGUUGGAUAGGAAGCAGGACAUUAAGCUCUCUUGCAUCUCACCAUCCCUGGAGAAGUUCAAAGCCCCUUGCUCCCAUUGGGAUCCUCUUGGUCAGCCCCAGAGUUACCUCCCAGCGGAAUAUCCUACAUCGGAGGCUUUCCAUCCUCUAGAACCAAGUCCAGCCAUGUUCUCUAAAACGGAGAACAUUCUGUCGGUCAGCUGCCAGUCUGAACUCAACAACCUUCCAGAACACACAAGCUUUGGACCCAACUUGGAUUUCAGCUGCCACCCAGAGACCUUUCCAGCCCACCCCCAAAUCCCCAGUGACUUUGUGGAGCCCAAGCUCUCCGGUCUGCCUCCACAGCUCAUGCAAGAAUUUGAGUCCGCCUUACCCCAACCUGAAAUCCUUCCAAAUUUAAUGAACCCCAACGACCAAAGGUUGCACAUCAGCCACUCAUCGCCUUCUGCAGUCUCCAUGACGGACUUUAUGUCUCAUGCCCCCAACCCCUCGGUCGCCACUCUAGGACCCAACACUAAAACCGCCCCCGGUCUCCUGGCCGAUCCAAAGAAAAAGUCCCGCCGGGGGAAAUGUUCCUCUAAGUGCUUCUGCCCCAAACCUCACGCCAAGGCUUUCGCUUGUCCGGUGGAGAACUGCAUCCGGAGCUUUGCCCGCUCGGACGAGCUCAACCGGCAUCUCCGGAUCCAUACUGGACACAAGCCCUUCCAGUGCCGCAUCUGCUUGAGGAACUUCAGCCGCAGUGACCACUUGACCACACAUGUCCGCACCCACACGGGGGAAAAGCCUUUCUCCUGCGACGACUGUGGACGGCGCUUUGCCCGAAGCGACGAGAAGAAGCGGCACAGCAAGGUCCACCAGAAACAGAAAGCCAGGGCCGAGGAGAAGCUGAAAGGCCUUGGCUUCUACACUGUUGGACUUUCCUUUGGGACACGCUAGAAGCCGCCAAGGGAUCCAGUAAAGACAUUGGUUUCGGGGGCACAAAGGGCUUGGGGAGCAUUUGAUACUCAGGUUAGAGAAGUUGUCUCCCAGAUGGUUGCUUUUUUGGGAAACAGUUGACCAUGGUCAUCAUUCAUCUGAGGGAGUCAUUGUGCAAAGGGCAUCCAAAUAGUUGGACGGAUGAAAGGAAGUAGAGAAAUAGUUGGAUGGAAGAUGGAAACAGAGAAAUAAUGGUAUGGAUGAAAUGGAGCAUGGCUUCCAUUUAAAUCGUCCCAUAUCUGGUGGCCUUCAAGCAACAAGAUGGACUAACUAUGCAGCUAUUAUGGGAUUUUCAGGCCUUGAAAUAGUUGGUUAAAUGGAUGAAAGGCAACAGAGAAACAGCUGGAUGGAUGGAAUUGAGUGUGGCUUCCAUUUAAUGUCAUCCUACAGUUGAUGGUCUUUGGGCAACAAGUCAUGGAGAUAUUUGGGGAUUUCUACCACCAGAUCCAUGGACAGCUUCCAAUGUUGCUGAAGGCAACUAGGCGAUGGUCUACUUUUUCCAAAAUGCUUUUGUAUUUUUGAGGUUUGGUUAUAUAUCUGAAUACAUAUAUAUGCAUCUAUGUACUUAUAUAUACAUACGCUGUAUGUCACUUGGAUAUAUAUAUAUAUAUAUAUAUAUAUAUAUAUAUAUAUAUAUAUAUUUGCAUAUGUAUAUGUAUCUAAAUGACCGCCUCCAUUUUAUACAAGAACAAGACCACUUUACAAAUGAUUUUUAAUGGACUAAAUCCGCAGUCCUUUUCAUAAGCACUUUAAUGGACCUUCCAGGUUGUGGGGGUGUCAUUUUUAUUAUUGUCGUUGUUCAUGCUAAGGAUACAAUUUCUCAUGUAAAACUCACGGGGAGGGCAUUUUUGAAGUGUAUAAAAGGCCACAUAAUGCAUUGCUUUGCUAAUGAUCGAAAAAUCGGUUGUUCAGGCAUGUUGCUUGAUGGUAGUUUUUGUACAUAAUUGUGACAGAGGGAUUUUUUUGUGGUUUUUUGAAUGUAAAUAUAUAAUAUAUAAAUCCCUCUCUCUUUCUUUGUAAAAAACAGAAUGUGUCAAGGUUAUUACAAAGCUGUGUUUAUUUUUGCAAAUAAACAAAACUGGUUAUCCUGAA